AGUAAUGUCUUGCACGUUUGCUAAACCAACUAAUAAAUCAGAGCUACACUUGUCAAAUCUGACACCUGAGACAUUAUAUAGCAUACGCAUAUUUACCGCAUUUGGUGGGAUGGAAAGCAAAGAACCACAGACUAUUUUAUCAUAUACCGCACCCAACAGUAUAAGUAAGGAAAAUGUUGAGAUCAUGGAAAAGACAACGCGUUUGUUAAAGACGACAUGGCUUUCUGUAAAUGGCUCGAUCAGCGGAUACAUUGUAAUGUUUACGUGCCAAAGCCCGAACUUCAACACAUAUACACAGAGUUUCAACUCAACGGUGACGGCAAACGAAGCCACCGUUGACGGCCUUGACCCGGGGACAUUAUGUUUUCAAGCUGUUCAAACGUAUCUGAUUAAUGGGAAUGUUGGAACACUCUAUGGUGAAGUGGUGACGAAUGAACUCCCGGAAAGCUCAAUUAAAGCAGGCAAUCGACAAGUUUCAACGACACGUUUAACAGCUCCUGAGAAUGUACACAAUCUGAGGAGUACCAAUGUAACAUCUAACUCAAAGACUCUUCAAUGGUCACCACCGAGCAUUAGAAACGGUAUUCUUCGCUUUUAUAUUGCGUGGGUUAAUGACACAAACAACACGUGCGUACAAAGUGCAGUGUGGAAGUGUUCUAAUUGUAGUGAUCAGUCGCCUAAUUCAAACUUUGCGUGUGAGGUCGUCAACACCUAUAACUUUUCAGCAGAGGAACCGCUGUCUUGGUCCAUAACAAACUUGCAUCCGUUCAGAAAUUACACGGUGUAUAUAGCUGCCUAUACAAUUAUGAUAGGGUCGUACUCCGAUGUAAACAUUUCCACUCUUGAAGAUAUUCCAGGUUAACCCGUAGAUUUAAAAUACACUAAACUGUAUGCUCACUUCAUUGAUCUGGAUUGGUUGCCACCAUAUGAGCGCAAUGGAAUCGUGAGGAACUACACAGUAAAGUAUGCUUACAAAGAACGAAAGUGUCGUGACAUUGGUGACAUAAAAGAAGCUAUACUACAUACUCUCACACACGAGAGUAACAUGACGGAAAAUAUAUUUCCAUUUUGGAGGAACGAUAUAUCAGUCCGAGCAACAAAUAAUAUCGGGGCAGGGAAUUUUUCCGAUGUGCUGGUUGUUCAAACACACGAAUCAAGUAAGAACGUCGUCUUUUAAAAGAACACUGAACGUCUUUAAAAUAAUUU
This is a messenger RNA of Dreissena polymorpha, 1206 nucleotides long. RefSeq lists its product as uncharacterized. Lineage: Eukaryota; Metazoa; Mollusca; Bivalvia; Myida; Dreissenidae. Bases 5 to 862 code for a protein of 285 amino acids. The record is from RefSeq and is a predicted model, not a curated record. The transcript is spliced from 5 exons. Gene Ontology annotation, molecular function: protein binding.